AAAUUCCCUGCUUUACGCAUGCGCGAGUCCAGACUUGUCCAGACUUGUCUGGUGCAUGCGCAAAAGUUUUCAGUUAGACGCUACUGUCCAGCAUAAUAGUUUGAUACGGAGUUUCCCUGGCUUUAUUCCUUUAAAGUCUGUUUUUCCUUUGUGUGGUAUUGCUGUGCGUUUAUAACUCCAAACCACAUUUUGUGCAUAUUCACACAAAUAAACAUUCAGACUUGACAUGUUCACUCUGGAGUAGCUGCAGUUCUUUCUAACCGGAGAAAUAGGCCAGCUGAGUUCCAACCACCCAACUGCGCACAGAAUAUCCCACAAAUUGGUCCUUCGAGCCGGAUCGGGACAUCAGCUGCGCUAUGGCUACAUCCAGAGAUUACUAUGAGGGAGAACAAGUACCAGAUCCUCGUCCAAGUCGUACCCGGCGGGUACCCACCUACUUGGAGGAUUAUGUGCUUGAUUAUCCACAUCUGAUGCAUGCUCAUCCAUCACCAGCAGAUGGCACUCAAGGAAUACCUAAUAUAAGCCAGGACCCUUAUAAGGGCUAUAUUACUCCUCCUCCCUUGGAGAGAGACUUUGAAGGUGGAAACCUGCACCACUUGGAGGCACGAUGGAGAGAUUUAAGCAGUGAGAUGAGAGAGCUUCAGAUUAGAAUGGACAGUGCUAGACAAGCAUCCUUCGCUUCUAGAUCUCCUGUUUAUGCACAUUAUAAGAGCAUUUCUCAGGCUGAACUCAGGAACAUGGGAUUACAACCUUCUAUGACUGUAGCAUCAUCUCCACACUAUGAGGAAACACUCUAUCAUGAGCCCCCUAUGCAGCAGCGCCCACAAUCAAGCAUGCAGCCAAGUAAUAUAGCUCGUGUAGCUUCUCUGCCAGGGCCGAAACCUCAAAGGCUGCUUUCUGAACUCCGACGGGCAGACUCAUGGCCUCCUACAGCUGCCCAGCCUGCCCAUCCUCAGAUACAGCAUCAGCCAAGCCUGAUACAGCCUGCGCCUUCUCGUGUGCAGCCCCAACGUCAGCCAGUUGCUGCACAAUCUGUUCCAGUCUCACUGCCGCCACAGUACCAGCAGACAGUGCCAGCUCCAGUUCAGCCUGUGCCAAUUCAACCAACAAUGCAUCUGCAUCACCCUUUUCAACCACCACCUCCUCCUCCUCGGCCUGGACCACAAUCACAACAUUAUCAUCCUACAAACAAUGUGACGCCUGGACUGAUGGAGAUGGUCAUUGCUUCUUCCUAUGGCAUACCAAAACCAAGGCUGGCAGUAUUUUCAUCAGGGAAGGAAAGUGAUUUCCUGAUGCUCAAGAAAGGGUUGGACAGCGUCCUUGGCCCACACAGACAUUUAACAGAGGACUAUAAGUAUCAAGUGCUUUUGGAUCACCUACAUCUGCCUGCUGCUUACCAGGUAGCUAAGAGGUAUGUCAACAGCCCAUAUCCUUACACCAGUGCCAUGCAGGCUCUUGAACAGAGAUACGGUCAACCAAGACAAUUAAUUCAGAGCGAGCUUAGAGCAAUCCUUAAUGCUCCAGCUAUUCGACCAGGUGAUGCACAGGGAUUUGAAGACUUUGCAGCAGCUGUUAACACACUUGUGGGCAUGUUGAACACAAUGGAAGGGCCAUCUAGAUAUGAGCUGCAGUGUGGUUCCCACGUUGACACUUUACUGACCAAACUUCCUGUCAGUUACAGAGACUCAUUCAUAGAAUACUGUCUCAACCAGCACAUCAUCAUGAGUGGCAGUUCUAGAACUUAUACAUUGUCAGAAUUUUCGGAGUGGCUGGAAAGGAAGUCCCAGGCCAUUCAGAUAUCUCGACGGGUAACAGGGCCAGUGCAACCAGAAGCCUUUCGGCGAGAACAGAAAUUCCUUCCUCACUCUAAAGCCAAGUCAGCCACAAUUCUCACAGGCAGUGAACAACCUCAAGCCAUCAAUUUGCCCUCUAGCUCAUCCACAGGAUCUAAAAUGGCAGCUACAGCUAAAAAGCAGGAUCGCUUUAAGCCCUUUUGUCCCUUCUGCAACAACCAUGAACAUUACCUCAAUGCUUGUCCAGCUUUUUGCAGGUUGAACCACACUCAAAGGGGAAGCUGGGUGAAGGACCACAAUAAAUGCUGGAGGUGUGGACGAGGUCACAAACCAGACAGCUGUACUCUUAAGAGAGCGUGUUCUACAUGUGGGGGACUCCACUUGCCCGUUCUACAUGAAGUUGCAGUUGCUGUGGAGAAUCAGAGCAUACUAACAGUGAGCACAACCAAUUCUCAAGUUUACUUGGAUCAAGUCAGUCACUCAGGCAGAGUCAUGCUGAAAGUAGUUCCAGUAAGACUUCGCAGCGGCAAAAGGUUUCUGGACACUCAUGCAGUGCUGGACGACGGGUCUGAAAAAACAAUCAUACUACCUGCAGCAGCCAAACAUCUGCAUUUAGAAGGACCUGAGGAAGUGCUGGCUCUUAGAACAAUAAGACACGACCUUGUUCACCUGAGAGGUACCACCGUCUCCUUUGAGGUAUCAGCUCUGUCACACCUGAAUGUAAAACACCAGAUUCAUAAAGCUUUCACAGCUGCAGAUCUUAAUCUUGCUGAGCAGUCUUGUCCAGUAGACACGCUGAAGAGAAGAUAUGGACACCUCAGGGACAUUCCUUUACAAAGCUUCACCAAAGUACAGCCUCUGCUGCUCAUAGGAUCAGAUUAUCCGCAGCUGAUUACACCAAACUGCCCAAUUCGUAUGGGUCCGCUUGGUAGCCCUAUAGCAGUACACACACAGCUUGGCUGGACAGUGCAAGGACCAACAACCUUUUUCCAGCAACCCUCAAACAUAAGCUCAUGCCUUCACACCACAUUCCUUUCACCUACACAAGAGUUACGUCAACAUGUGGAGCGACUGUGGCAGCUUGACAUACUGCCAUCAAGGAACGAAAAAGAAGUAGUCCGUUCUAAACAAGAUAAAGCUGCACUUGCCAUGUUGGAACAGAAAACGGUACAAGUAACAGUUGAUGGUGUGAAUCGCUACGCUACUCCACUGCUGCGAAAAGUGGAUGCACCCAAAUUUCAGGCUUCACCAAAUGCUGUCAUGGCUCUUUUAAGAGCCACAGAACGCCGCUUGAUUAAGGACACUAACCUGGCAAAUGUGUAUAACAAGGAGAUUCACAAACUUGAAGAGGCUGGCUAUGCAGUCCGAAUAACCAGUGCAGAAGCAGCCAAUUCCACUGAGUCAUGGUUUGUUCCUCACCACAUUGUGCACCACAAUGGCAAAGACCGUGUGGUGUUUAAUUGCUCUUUCAGCCAUCUGCAGACAAACCUAAAUGACAAUCUACUGCCUGGUCCCACCCUUGGUCCACCACUGCUGGGAGUCCUGCUUAGAUUCAGACAGCAUGCUGUUGCCAUAAGUGGAGACAUACGAGCCAUGUUUCACCAGAUCAGACUGCUACCUGAAGAUCAGCCACUGCUCCGCUUUCUUUGGAGGGACAUGGAAAGAGAGCGCACCCCUGACAUCUAUGAAUGGAGAGUAUUACCAUUUGGGACCACAUGUAGUCCAUGCUGUGCCACAUAUGCUCUCCAGAGGCAUGUCAGAGACAACACUGAGGGCAAUGAAGAGGUAGUUGAGUCUAUCCAGCAGUCUUUCUAUGUGGACAACUGCUUACAGUCACUUCAGUGUCAGCAUCAGGCUAAGAAACUCAUUGACAAAAUGAGAACAUUGUUGAAUACUGGUGGGUUUGACAUAAGGCAGUGGGCUAGCAAUGUUCCUGAUGUGAUUGCUCACCUACCCUUCGAAGCAAAAUCAGAGGGCUGUGAACUGUGGUUGUCAGCUAAUAAAACUGAUCCACAAGAGUCAGCACUUGGAUUGAUGUGGCACUGUUCACAAGACACUUUCAGUUACAAACACAGACCUGUCUCUACAAAUGGUGAAACCUCAAUGACAACUGUUUAUCGCAUCCUGGCAAGCCAGUAUGAUCCACUCGGAUACAUCAUACCCUUUACUACAAGGGCCAAAAUUCUGAAUGGCAUGCAUGGGAAGAAGAGCUUCCAAACCUACAAAAAAUAA
Messenger RNA from Carassius gibelio (silver crucian carp), 4025 nucleotides. RefSeq lists its product as uncharacterized. The record is from RefSeq and is a predicted model, not a curated record. NCBI's taxonomy places the organism in Eukaryota, Metazoa, Chordata, Actinopteri, Cypriniformes, Cyprinidae. The transcript is spliced from 3 exons. Bases 357 to 4025 code for a protein of 1222 amino acids.